Messenger RNA from Mesorhabditis belari, 282 nucleotides. The record is from the annotation of a GenBank genome assembly. NCBI's taxonomy places the organism in Eukaryota, Metazoa, Nematoda, Chromadorea, Rhabditida, Rhabditidae.
AUGGGCGAGACUCCCACUCGUAAGAAGAAGAGAACAUCUUCACAAUCUUCACAAUCUUCACAAGCACCACCACCGCCCAAAGCAUAUCAACCGCCACCUCAAGUUGUCUACGUUCAACCACCGCCGCCAGUUUACUAUCCUCUACCACCACUCUAUGGCUACGGAUGCGGAUAUGGAUGUAGCGGCUUCGGAGGUUAUGGAGGAUACGGUUAUGGAGACGGAUGUGCCGGAUAUGGAUAUUGUUGUGAUCCCUACUGCUGUGGAGGAGGCUGUAGUAUUAUG